GUAAAAAUGUGUUUAAAGGUUCUGUUUUUGUUUGUGUUUGUUUUUAUAAGUUCAGUGUCGCCUCAGGGAUCAGGAUCGGGGACUGAUGGAAAAUUACGACUGUGCGUGGUGGAGGGCCGCGGCUCGUACAAGCGCGCGAGCAAGUACUGUCCCGUGCUCGACCAGUCAGAGUCGGGAGUCGAAUGUGUUAUAGGACAGGACAGAUUGGACUGCCUCCGUCGCAUGAGCAAGGGCGUGGUUGACUUCGGUGUAUUCAGCCCUGAGGAUCUCAUUGCCACACAAUGGGCUAACAUCAACGUGCUGGUGACAGAUGAAAUCAGGUUGAGGCCGCGAAAAUACGCAAGCAGCAUAGUAGCGGUCAUCCACAAAAGCCUGCUACCAGAACUAGACACAGUAUCCUCUGUGCACUCCAUCUUGAAAGGGUCCAGUAUGUGCCACAUCGGACUGGGUGCUGACGAGAAAAGGCCGCUGAGCGAGACUCUCACUGAGUAUCUGGAGUCACUGGUGACGAGGAAGUCAUGCAACGGCGACCUGUCAGUGGCCGAGAACCGUAUCAAAGCAAUGGCGGACAUGUUCGGCAAUUCCUGUCGCGCUGGACCCUGGGUGUUAGAAGCCAAGAGAGAUGCGGAACUCAAAGCUAAAUUCCCCUCACUCUGCGCGUCGUGCAACCGGCCGGGCAAGUGCGACCGCCACGACCGCUACUGGGGCCCGAGCGGAGCCCUAUCCUGUCUAGUCGAGGGCGCGGGCAACUUUACGUGGGCCGAAGCGGACUUUGUGGCUGGAUAUUUUGGUAGCAGAACCGGGUUCGCGAACCCGGGGGACUUCGCGUACCUCUGCCGCGACGGGUCCUGGCAGGAAAUCCACGACCACGAUGAGCCGUGUGUGUGGCUGCGAAGGCCGUGGCCACUACUCGUCGCUAAAACAAAAGCAGCGGAAGAAGUGAGCCGUCUCGCGGCCAAGCUCACGGGCGCAGGUGUGGUGGUGGGCGGGGGAUGGCGCGGCGCGCUGACAGCCUUACUCGAGGCUAAUGGCGCGCUGCCGGCGCCCCUGCGGCCGCCGAGCACGCCACUUGAUUAUCUGGCGGGUGCUGGAGGGUUCAGAGAGGCCUAUAGCCAGGCCGGAUGCACUCCGUCAAGACAUAUAGUAAUGUGCACCACAUCAAUCCUCGAGCAGAACAAAUGUGAAUGGCUGAGCGAAGCGGCUUCCGUAUACGGAGUGGAGCCCGCGGUCCAAUGCUUGAGGAAGGACGACCGAGCUGCCUGUAUGGCAGCUGUCAAGAAUGGGACCUGUGACGUCACGGUGGCUAGUGGGGACUGGCUCGUUAGAGCAGAGAGAGACAUGUCCCUCAUACCGAUACUCCACGAAACGACCCCCAUUAUCAACCAAAGCACAACAGUCGUGGCAUACGUCCGCGAGGACGCGAAAUUAUUCAAGAUGGCCGACUUGAAGGGAACGCGCGCCGCUUUCCCGCGCUUCGACGGCCUGGCUUGGCAUUCCGUACUACGGUACCUUGCGAACAUAGAAAAAAAUACUUGUAAAGACAUCUUGAAUGGAUUCUUUAAAAGUAUUUGUGCGCCGGGUGUAGAAGAAUAUGUAAAAGAUAGUAAGAAGGGGACAGAGGGGUGUGUUGUGGAGGAGGAGAAGGCGGUGGAGGGGGAGUGGGGGGCGCUGCGGUCGUUAGUGGAGGGGAAGAGUGACGUCGCGUUUUUGAGCAUGGCUACGUAUAACCAAUAUGUUGCCAAACAAAUCCCGGAACCGUGGGUAAAAGAGGUCAAAAUCAAACCCAUUUGCGCCGAAGACAACGACAAAUACUGCUUCAUAUCCUGGUCCAACAUCGGCCAUGUUUUCGCCAAAAACACCACGGCGAUGCGCCGCCAAGAAAUCAUCAACGUAAUGACGAAAUUAGACCAAUUAUUUGGCAAACAUAACCCGAACCAAGCGUCAGCAGUCAUGUUUUCGCUCUACGGGCCUUAUAAUCAUCAGAAUAAUAUCUUAUUCCACGACAACACUAAAGCUUUGGCAACGAGCGAUGUUUUGCGAACGCAUCCGUUCGAUAAAGUGCCGCUCAAUUUUGAACGCAGCUUAACGAACAUUGACAGCUGUCAUGUGUCAGAUUUGACAGGUGCCGCCGGUAGUGCUGUGCCGAAGAUGGUGUUGAUUGCGUCGAUGGUUAGUGUGUUGUUUUUGUAACUGAAUGAUGUGGAAUUGUGUUUAGAUUUAAGAUAGAAAUGUUUGACGAUG
Molecule: messenger RNA, 2241 nt
Organism: Cydia amplana
Lineage: Eukaryota; Metazoa; Arthropoda; Insecta; Lepidoptera; Tortricidae
Product: transferrin
Exons: 11
Coding region: 7-2190 (727 amino acids)
Biological process (GO): iron ion transport
Cellular component (GO): early endosome; plasma membrane; recycling endosome
Source: RefSeq, a predicted model, not a curated record